GCCGAAGACUUUAAUGUGUUGCACCCUGACAAAAAUAUUGGAUUUUCAUCGGUCAGAAAAGUGAUCAUGCGUUUUAAAGACACUGGCAGUGUGCAUGACCGACCGCGCAGUGGUCGAAAAAAAAGUAGCACGAGUGAAGCCACAUCAAUCAUGGUGCUAGAGCAUGUGAUUACCAGUCCAGAAAAAUCCACUCGAAAAUUGUCACGAGAAACAGGUGUGCCAAGAACAUCCUGCCAGCGCAUACUCAAGGAGGGUCGCUUUCACCCUUUCAAAGACAUAGUGAUGUCUAGUUGCAUGGAGGGCGAGAAGAGAGAGGGGAAGGAGGGUAGCGGUGCGGACGAUGGCGGCACCGUCAAAGUGGAGACGGAUCCCUUCCUCGCCGGCCUGACCCUGAUCUCGCAGGGGGCCGAGGCUCGCGUCUAUCGCGGGACCUUCCUGGGCCGCCCUGCCGUGCUCAAGGAGAGGUUUCCCAGGAAAUACCGACACCCGCAGCUCGACUGGCGCCUGACGAGGAGGCGUACUGUGCAGGAGGUGCGGUCUCUGCUGCGAUGCAGAAGGGCAGGCAUCCUGACGCCCGUGGUUUACUUUGUGGAUUAUGAGCGCCAUUGCAUUUACAUGGAGGACCUGGCGAGCGCCAUCACGGUGCGCGAGUAUGUGCAGUCCACAUCGCAAGCAGCACAGGGGGAGAAGCUGCUAACCUUGGCGGUGCUGAUCGGACGCACGCUGGCGCACAUGCACACACAAGACGUGGUGCACGGGGACCUCACCACCUCCAACUUGCUGCUGCUCUUCCCGCCAGCGGAAUCCCCCGAGCCAGGAGCCGGCGCUGCCUCACCGGAACCCUGCACACAGCAACCCCAGGUGGGUGAAGAAGAUAUCCCUGCAGAUGCUCCAUCGCUCACCGCCGCCACCAACACCACACACCCCGCACCAUCCGUGCUGCACGUGCCCCCACAGCCGACUCCGCGCAUGGCGCUCAUCGACUUUGGGCUGAGCUGCGUGUCGACGCUGGUGGAGGACAAGGCGGUGGAUCUGCACGUGCUGGAGAAGGCCUUUCUGAGCAGCCACCCUGGCACGGAGGCUAUGUUUGCGGCCGUGCUCGCCGCCUACACGGCGACGAUGAAGGGCCGCUUCGCCGCACCCAUCAUCGCUAAACUCGACGAGGUGCGGCUCCGUGGCAGGAAGCGCUCCAUGGUGGGGUGAGGAGGAGAGGGAGGAGGAGGAGGAGGGACGAAGGAAUGGAGGUGGAGAGGGAGUCGGAAGGGGUGAGGGAGAGUGACUGACACGCCAUAGUAGGUUGAGAAAGAUGAGGGGGUGAAGGGGUGACUGGUGGCGGAGGAGUAGGAGAAGGGAGGCGGCAGAGGAGGGGGGGUGACGGGCGCUGUUUAUGAUGGAGUAAAGCAUAACGAGGUGGAGGCAGCAGAGGACGUGGGGGAGGCUGUAGUGGUCCCGGCCAAAGGAAUAUGGCUGUUGUGGUUAUAAUGUGGCUGUUCUGUACUGAUGCACCGCAUUUUUCCCUUUGAAACUCGCUGGGUCGCUGGCUGAACACAUUUUCUGUUUAAGAAAUAAACAUUGAAAUGA
Lethenteron reissneri (Far Eastern brook lamprey) is the source of this 1581-nucleotide messenger RNA. RefSeq names its product TP53 regulating kinase (gene TP53RK). Gene Ontology annotation, biological process: protein phosphorylation. The record is from RefSeq and is a predicted model, not a curated record. NCBI's taxonomy places the organism in Eukaryota, Metazoa, Chordata, Hyperoartia, Petromyzontiformes, Petromyzontidae. Gene Ontology annotation, molecular function: ATP binding; protein serine/threonine kinase activity. Gene Ontology annotation, cellular component: nucleus; cytosol; EKC/KEOPS complex.